Cladophialophora psammophila CBS 110553 is the source of this 933-nucleotide messenger RNA. RefSeq lists its product as uncharacterized. The transcript is spliced from 2 exons. The record is from RefSeq and is a predicted model, not a curated record. The coding region runs from base 1 to 933 and encodes 310 amino acids. Lineage: Eukaryota; Fungi; Ascomycota; Eurotiomycetes; Chaetothyriales; Herpotrichiellaceae.
AUGGCUCGCUCACUUCGCACGAAAGUUCUCAGUCGAGAAGGGGAAUUGGAAGCUCUGAACGAACAACUAAGAGGCCUGCAUGCUCGGAUCGAGAAGGACAAAUACGUCAAGGCGAACUUGGAAUUCGACGUUCGGCGUAAGGGGAAUGCGUCGAGCUGGAAGAAUGUGUACAAGUUCCAAGGGCUAGACUUUCCGACGCUUCACCUAUUGAACGACCCGAAUCGACCCUUAUGGGUGGCCCAACCCCAAUAUUUUGUAUCCCGAUCGUUUUCGCCGCUUCCGGUCAGCAAUCAUCCUGUCCUUCAAGCCGCCUGGCAAUGUCUCGGGUCGGACGGAUUCGAUGCUCAAGCUACGAUUGUACGUCGUUGUCAGUUGCUGGUCUUAAGUGAGCUGCGAAAGGAAUUUCAAGUCUCGCCCGAGGAGAUUGCCAGAUUUUUGGCUCCAUAUGUUCCGGAAAGCCAGCGGCCGUCUUUCCUGACAUACGUGAAGAGCCUGUUGCGCGCCGCAGCACGGUACGACGUAUGGGAAUCGGAUCUGGGACUCGGGGUGGUCGUGGUCUUGGGAAAGGUGUUACCCCGGGAUUUCUGGGAAUGGAGAGUUCCAAAGUCCGGGCAGGCUCAUGAUAAAGUGAUUGAUUAUCUGCUCGGGACACCGCUACCGGUUCUGGCGGCGCAAAACAAGGAUCUGCGGGAUGCCGUGAUUAACCACCUGGAGGCAACCGUCCAAGGCGCAGUAGCGACUUAUGCGGUCCAGGUCAGCAAUCUGCUAUGGAACGAUGGAUUGGCCAAUGCCGCCCUAGACGAACAGCUGGUUUAUUCUGCCUCAUCCAGCCGCCUUCUUCUCCCAGAUCCCCACCAGGCAAACGAACCGCUCACCAAUGACCACGUCGGGGACCCGAUCGAUAGUGCCCGAGUCUUUGACGAAAUGGUGUGA